Lathyrus oleraceus (garden pea) is the source of this 1632-nucleotide messenger RNA. Its product is annotated as benzyl alcohol O-benzoyltransferase. NCBI's taxonomy places the organism in Eukaryota, Viridiplantae, Streptophyta, Magnoliopsida, Fabales, Fabaceae. The coding region runs from base 13 to 1632 and encodes 539 amino acids. The transcript has a single exon. The record is from RefSeq and is a predicted model, not a curated record.
CCUUUUUCAAUCAUGACCCAAUUUUUGUUAUUCACAAUGAAGAGGCGUGCACCUAAAUUGGUCACUCCAUCGAAUAUACACUAUCUCCACCUUCAAUAUUUGAAUAUACCAUACCAUCAAAAACCAUUAUCAAGUACUGCCCAAUCUCUGUUAUUCACAUUGAAGAAGCCUGCCCCUGGAUUGGUCAUUCCAUCGAAUAAAAAUCAUCUCCGCUUUCAGUACUUGCAUAUACCAUACCACCAAAAACCAUUUUCAAUGAUGGCCAAAUCUCUGACAUUCACAGUCAAGAGGCGUGCCCCUGAAUUAGUCACUCCAUUGACACCAACACCUCAUGAAAUAAAAUUACUCUCGGCUAUUGAUGAACAAGAUGGGUUACGUUUUCAUAUUCCACUGAUACAAUUUUAUAACUACGAUCCAAAUAUGAAAGGAAAAGACCCUGUUGAUGCAAUUAGAAAAGCACUGGCGAAAACGCUUGUGUUUUAUUAUCCAUUUGCAGGUAGAUUGAGAGAAGGAGCUGGUAGGAAACUUAUGGUUGAUUGUACCGGAGAAGGUGUUUUGUUCAUAGAAGCCGAUGCUGAUGAUGUUACUCUUAAAGAUUUCGGCGAUAAUCCUCUUCCUCCAUUUCCAUUUUUGGAUGAAGUUCUUUAUGAUGUUCCUGGUUCUUCAAACGUGCUUAACGCUCCAUUGAUGCUUAUUCAGGUAACACGCCUCAAGUGCGGUGGUUUCAUAUUUGCUAUUCGUAUAAACCAUACAAUAAGUGAUGCAUUUGGUAUAGCUCAAUUCAUGAAUGCCUUAGCAGAAAUAUGUCGUGGAAUGAAUGAACCUUCAAUCUCACCAGUGUGGCGAAGAGAACUUCUAAGCGCAAGGAACCCACCAAGAGUGACAUGUUAUCAUCCUGAACUCGAACAAGCACCUAAUAACAAAGGAAUCAUCAAUGUCAUAUCCAUAGACAACAUGGCCCGACGAACUUUCUUCUAUGGUCCCAACGAGUUAGCCACAAUCCGCUCCCUCCUUCCAACCAACCAACAACAACAAUACUCCAAAUUUGAAAUCAUCACUGCAUUCCUUUGGCGUUGUCGUACAAUAGCGUUACAACUAGAUUCAAACAAAGAAGUCUGUAUGUAUUUCGGAGUCAAUGGACGUAGUAAAUUUGUUGACCUACAAUUGCCGAACGGCUACUAUGGUAAUGUUGUUGCAAUUCCUGCUGCUAUAACAACAGCAGGCAAAAUUGUUGAAAGUACGUCGGGGUAUAUGUAUGCAUUGAAUUUAGUUCAGAAUGCAAAAACUAAAGUGACCAAAGAAUAUAUGCGUUCAUUGGCAGAUUUAAUUGUUAUCAAGGGUCGACCUCUGUUUACUACGACAAAACUUAUGUUUAUAGUGUCUGAUACUACACGUGUGGGAUUUAGAGAUGUCAAUUUUGGUUGGGGAAAAGCUGUUUAUGGAGGACCAGCUAUCGAUUCUCCACUUCCUGGUAUUCUUAGCUUUUAUAUACCUUUUACAAAUGUCAAAGGAGAGGAAGGUUUCGUUGUACCAUUUUGUUUGCCAGCACAAGCAAUGGAGAGAUUUGUAAUCGAACAUGAUAGUGUGCUCAAGGGAAACAGUAACCAAUUUGCAAACGGUGAUACAAAUUAA